UCGUUUUGAAGCUCAAAAUUCAAAUCAACAAGAAGGCGCGUCGUCGAUACACAAAACCCCAACCCCAAACCCUUCCUCCGCCCCCAAAUUCAAUCUCAAUUUCAAUUUCACCUCCACAAAACCAGAGAUUAAUGCCACCAAUUUCAAAUAAAAGAGGGCAAAACUGAAUUAAGAAGAUUCAGUAAUUAAAUGGCUUCCAAAGAAACCUGCAGAACCGAGCUCCGCUCCGCCGUCCGCCACCUCAGCGACCGCGGCCUCUACUCCGCCUCCAAAUGGGCGGCGGAGCAGUUGAUGGGAAUCGAGCAAGACCCAUCGAAGCACACUCCAUCACACACUCGAUUCCAGCGUGGAAGCUCCAGCAUUCGCCGCCGAUUCCGCACUUCCACCCCCGCCGAUUCCUCCGCCACACCUGCCGCUGGGGUUUCUUACAUCAACACACCGUCGCUCAUGGGGGUUGAGGAGUACGAUUACGAUAUGAUGGAUAGCGAUUUUUAUAUGUUGGCAAAGUCUUAUUUUGACUGCAAAGAGUACAGGAGGGCUGCCCAUGUGCUCCGGGAUCAGACCAGCAAGAAAGCCGUGUUCUUGCGCUGCUAUUCUCUCUAUUUGGCUGGAGAGAAGCGAAAAGAAGAAGAGAUGAUAGAACUCGAGGGACCAUUAGGCAAGAGCAAUGCUGAGAAUCGAGAACUCGUCUCUCUGGAACGAGAACUAUCAACCCUCCGUAAAAAUGGGACAAUUGACCCUUUUGCCCUUUACGUGUACGGCCUAGUCCUCAAAGAGAAAGGCAGCGAGAAUCUAGCAAGAUCCGUUCUGGUCGAAUCCGUAAAUAGCUACCCUUGGAAUUGGAGCGCGUGGUCCGAACUUCAAACACUAUGCACCACAAUUGAGUCCUUAAACAGCAUCACUUUAACAAAUCAUUGGAUGAAGGACUUCUUUCUCGCCACAGCUUAUCAAGAACUUCGCAUGCACAACGAGUCUUUAUCUAAAUACGAAUACUUACAAACGACUUUCUCUUACAGCAAUUACAUACAAGCCCAAAUCGCGAAAGCCCAGUACAAUCUUCGAGAGUUCGAGCAAGUGGAGGUCAUAUUCGAGGAGCUUUUAAGAAACGAUCCUUACAGAAUCGAGGAUAUGGAUAUGUACUCGAACGUGCUGUACGCCAAAGAAUGCUUUUCCGCGUUAAGUUAUUUAGCCCACCGGGUUUUUCUAACAGAUAAAUACAGGCCUGAAUCUUGCUGCAUAGUCGGAAACUACUACAGCUUAAAAGGGCAGCACGAGAAGUCGGUUAUGUAUUUUCGGAGGGCGCUUAAAUUGAAUAAAAAUUAUUUAUCCGCGUGGACGCUUAUGGGCCACGAGUACGUCGAAAUGAAGAACACUUCGGCUGCAGUUGAUGCCUACCGUAGGGCGGUGGACAUUAAUCCGUGUGAUUAUCGAGCUUGGUAUGGAUUAGGGCAGGCUUACGAAAUGAUGGGGAUGCCGUUUUACGCGCUGAAUUAUUUCAAGAAAUCGGUCUUUUUGCAGCCGAGCGAUUCUCGAUUGUGGAUUGCUAUGGCUCAGUGUUACGAAACGGAGCAACUUCAUAUGCUUGAAGAGGCGAUUAAAUGUUAUGAACGGGCAGCGAAUUGUAACGACAGGGAGGCGAUUGCUUUGCACCAGCUGGCGAAGCUGCACUGUGAAUUGGGAAGGAGUGACAAGGCGGCGUAUUACUACAAGAAGGAUUUGGACAGGAUGGAAGCUGAGGAGAGAGAAGGUCCGAAUAUGGUCGAGGCUUUGAUGUUUCUUGCGCAGCAUUGUAAGAAUCAGAAGAGGUUUGAUGAGGCUGAGGUUUAUUGCACUCGUCUUCUUGAUUAUACGGGUCCCGAGAAGGAAACGGCAAAGAGUCUUCUUCGAGGAAUAAGAUACGCAAGGGAUGUUGAGCAUUUCCCUCCGUAAGUUUAUUCGAUUUCUUUCGAAUAAAUUUGAUGGAUUUGGCGGUGUAGCGAAGGUGUUCGUGUACGACUGAGGUGGCGGCUUUGAUGUAUUUAAUCAUUUGUCGAGUUUAGCUAUAGAUUUAUUUAUUAAUUUAGUUAAGACAAGUAGUAGUUUUAGACUGGUGCUUCACUGCUUUGUGUUUUGAUGUAGUUUGAUAGUUUAAAGAAUAUAUAAUGUGUAACAAUAAAAAGCAAUUUUCCCCUUUGGAUAUGUUAAUGCUUUUACGUACUUCUU
Erythranthe guttata (spotted monkey flower) is the source of this 2202-nucleotide messenger RNA. The record is from RefSeq and is a predicted model, not a curated record. NCBI's taxonomy places the organism in Eukaryota, Viridiplantae, Streptophyta, Magnoliopsida, Lamiales, Phrymaceae.